Molecule: messenger RNA, 2083 nt
Organism: Megalobrama amblycephala (Wuchang bream)
Lineage: Eukaryota; Metazoa; Chordata; Actinopteri; Cypriniformes; Xenocyprididae
Gene: lim2.1
Product: lens intrinsic membrane protein 2.1
Exons: 5
Coding region: 1486-2007 (173 amino acids)
Cellular component (GO): plasma membrane
Molecular function (GO): structural constituent of eye lens
Source: RefSeq, a predicted model, not a curated record
UAUCUAUCUAUCCACCUACCUACCUGCCUAUCAAUCUGUCUGUCUGCCUAUCAAUUCUAUUAUAGCCAUUCUAUAUCUAUAUCUGUCUGUCUAUGCAUAAUGUGUUCUACAGAAAAGAGAGCAGUGAAAUAAAUUCAUGCAAUUUGAUAGGACUGGGGUUAAGGUUAGCAUUAGUAGCAUUGUGUUUUUGUCAUCUGUCAUGCAACUGCAUGUAACUGGCCACAAAGGUACAGAGAAUCCUCUGAAGGUCUGUUAGGAAUAUUCUUUUUCUGUGCAUCCACAGAGUAGCUAGACAUUUUGUUAUCAUUAAUGUUUGCUUUAAUACACAUGUGUCAUAACAAAUUCAUCCUCUGAAAAGCCAGCUGCAUUCGAGAAAGAAAUGCUUCACUCUCACUGAGACAUAUUGUCCACUUUGAUAGCUCAGAAUGAUAUCAAAUGCCCCUCUGCUGCCUCAGUUGAAAUGGAACAAAAUAGGCGGUGGUCUAUAAAAAUGAAGUUAGACGUAAGUACGGCACUCACAUCUUUGAAAAAAACCCUUUCCUGUUGCAUUUUGUAGUCGUCAAUUGGUCCGAGCAACUUGCUCUAAUGCAGGUAAUGGAUCCACUGUGGUCCUUUCAUCUUCGGGACCAUGUGCGGGAGAUGGGAGAGAAACCCUUCUGGAGGAGGAAACAACUCUAACACACAUAAGGGCGAGGGAAAGCAAACCUAAGCUAAUUCUCAAUAGUGCGGUUCGACUGAAAUGUUGAGGAAAUCGAAGAUGUUUUAACAUAUUGCGUAGAUCUGUGAAAGCCUCAGACAGCAGACAGCUGGAUGAAUGAUGCUUUGGUCAUUCAUAUUUCAUCUAUAAUACUCAAGUAUUUUUAAGAUACCAUUUACAUUUAUUCACUUAACAGACUCUUUUAUCCAAAGCAGCUUAUACAACAAGCAUGUCUGUAAUUGUAUUUCAUUUGUCUUGUAUUAUCACUUUAAUUAGACGAACAUGUGGAAGAACUCCACAAACAUUUGAUAUCCACUGUGGGUAUUUUAAAUUUGUGGUUCAUGUAAAACAGAGCACAAUUUCAUAUGUUUAGAUUGUAGCAGAACAUGAAAGUACACACAAUAAAUUUCAAAUUUUGUUUUGAGAAUUUAAUUGUUCCAUGCUAGGCCCGACAGCAAUCCAGAUUUUCCGCUCGGCCUCUUCCCAACUAUAGGGUGGUUAGUGGUGCCCGCUCAAUGGAAAGCCUCCAGUCAUCAGGAUUUGUAGAUAGUUCUGUUUCUUCAGCAGAUUCCAAAAUCACAAAACUAGCCCUAGCUGAUUGGCUGUGUUUUUGCCUGUUCUUUUGUUUCAGAGCUCUGCUCUGGUCUUUCCCCUGUUCUCUCUAUUCACCCGCUAAACGCUAGUGCUAAGAGCUGCUGGAAAGCUGCCUGUACAGCCAUUAUAGGGCCCUGGCGUAUUUUAUUAAGACUUCAUUAAGGGUUUUGGUAAAGUCUGUCUGUAGGUGCAGGAUGUACAGCUUCAUGGGAGGAGGGCUGUUUUGUGCUGGAGUGGGCAAUAUACUCCUGAUUGUUUCCACAGCAACAGAUUAUUGGAUGCAGUACCGUCAUUCAAACAACUUCAUGCAUCAGGGACUGUGGAGAUACUGCAUGCCGGGAAAAUGCUUCACACACACCGACAGCAUUGCAUACUGGGAUGCUACACGAGCGUUCAUGAUCUUGUCUCUGUUGGCCUGCUUCUUUGGCAUCAUCCUCGGUAUUAUGGCCUUCAUCCACUACUCUUCCUUUGACAGGUUUGAUAAAACCUUUGCUGCAGGCAUUCUGUUCUUCAUCUCAUGCUUUUUUGUGUUUCUGGCCAUGGCUGUGUACACAGGAGUUACAAUAAAUUACUAUGGUAAACGCUAUGGUACCUGGAGGUUCUCCUGGUCUUACAUCAUUGGCUGGGUGUCUGUUGUGCUCACUUUCUUUUCAGGUAGUUUCUAUAUGUGUGCAUACCGGAUGCAUGAAUGCCCCAGAAUCUCCAAUCCUCACUAGAAGACUGGGCUUUAUUAUCACCAAUAUUGGAAGCCGCUUUAGUACCAAAACAACAUUAGGUCAUGGAAAAAAGAAC